AUGAAAAGAAAAAGGAAUGUAAAUAAACCCUUUAGUUUAGUAGAUGAGUGGCUCGAUGAAUGUUACAAUGCUGAGGUUUCAUUAAAAAGGAACGCAAAUAGCUCUCAUACAAUAGAACAAUCUGAAGAGCUAUCAACAAACCUCCCAUUUUCUCAGGCUCAUCCUGCUAAUCCAAUCCAUAUGCAUUCUGAUACUACAUAUGUCAAUAUUCAGACCUCAGGAAAUAACGCUCAUCUAAUUCGUCCCACCUUCCACUUUAUGACAGACCCAAAUAGUAACAUCAUUAGGAAGGAUCAUGAGAAUUAUACUAAUGAAGUUGUCCCUGUUUCUAAACAUUUAUCCUCUUCCAAUGUCGCAUCUAUGCAUGGAUUAGAUAGUUCUCAUUUAAGGACCUUAAAUCAAUCAAAUCAUAACCAGCUCCUAUUAACCUCUAAUAUUGACGAGGUUUAUGCUCACUCUCACAGUUCGCCUUCCAUCAAUUUUACAUGUAUCCCUGAAAUCCAUACUUCUCAUAUCAAGAACUGCCCUCAACCUAAUGAUAUUGAUCUUAGAUCAAGCUCAAAUAGAACAUCUUCUUAUCAAGACAGCUUUAAUGAGAACUAUAAUCUCACAGUCACUCGACUUCGUGGUAUAAGUGGAACAGCAAAUGUUUCCACUUCUCAACCAACUUCCUCAGUACUACCUCUCUCUGCUCUUCUUUCUCAUCCUUUUGCAUAUGAUCUUGAAGAAAAACGCUUCGAGAAAAAGAAAUAUAGAAGACAAGCAUACAUAAAGUGGAAAUCUAAGAAAUUACGUAGACAUGGUUGCACUAAAAUCCAACAUGUACCAGCUCUGAGAUUGGAAAGGAUUGAGAAUUGCACAGCUGCUACCAACUCUGCAUUACAAUCCGAUGUACAAUCACUAACCCAAAAAGGUAAGACGCGUCCGAGUGGAAGAGAUUUGCUAAGGUUCAUACCUGAUUACCCUGAUAGGUUACCAUUGGAGCCGCAGUGUCAGCAUUGCGGAGCAAAGAAAUUCUAUUCUGAGACAAUGAAUUUCUGUUGUUCCAGCGGUGAAGUAGUUCUCUCUCAAAAUAAACUCCCUAAUGUUCUAAAAGAGCUCUUAACUUCAACUUCAGAAGAAGCAAAAACCUUUAGGACUAUGAUUAGAACUUAUAACAACCACUUUGGUGUCACCUCUUUUGGUGUUAAAUAUGACAAGAAACUCUAUGAAUUACUUGAGAAUGAAGAGGCUGUAAUGAGUAGCUUUCAAGAAGAUCCAGAUUUCGUUUCCGUGCGAGAGUAUUAUGCUUAUAAGCUCCAAAUAAGGGAUAACGAUGAAUCAUUCAUCCUCCACUUUGCAAGACUACUACAACAAUACGUAGUAGAUCAAUAUGUCAAAUUAGAAAGCCAAAGACUUGACUUCUUUAGAAAUCAACAAGAGGAAAUACGAAAGGAAUUUUUACAAGGAAUCAUUGAUGCUGUGACUACAGGUGAAACAGAAGCAUCAAAAGUUGGUCAGCGAAUCAUAUUACCACCCUCCUUCAUUGGAGGACCAAGGAAUAUGAAACGCAAAUAUAUGGAUGCAAUGACUUUGGUCCAAAAAUUUGGAAAGCCAGAUAUCUUUCUGACUAUGACAUGUAAUCCUAAUUGGCCAGAAAUAAAAGAAUAUUUAAUUCAUGGAGAAGAAGCACAAAAUAGACCAGAUUUGCUUGCUAGAGUAUUCCACUCAAAACUUGAAGUCUUAAAAGACGAAUUACUGAAAAAAUGUGUUUUUGGUGAGGUGGCUGCCUAUACUUAUGUAAUUGAAUACCAAAAACGAGGAAUGCCACAUGCUCAUUUCUUAUUAAUAUUAAAGUCCAAAUAUAAAUUAUAUAACGCAGAAGAAUACGAUAGAAUUGUGUGUGCAGAAAUUCCACGUAAAAAAAUUUGUCCUCAUCUAUAUGAGAUGGUAGUCAAACACAUGCUCCAUGGCCCUUGUGGUCCUGCUAAUCCAUCUAAUGCUUGCAUGACCAAGAAUGGCGUCUGUCGAAAUAAUUAUCCAAAAGAUUUUUGUGAAGAGACCAUUCAAACAGUAGACGCAUAUUCUCAAUAUAGAAGAACAAAUAAUGGUGUCCAAGUAACAAUUAGAGGUGCUGUUUUAGACAAUAGAUGGGUUGUUCCAUAUAACUCAUAUCUAUUAGCCAAAUUUGAUUGUCAUAUGAAUGUUGAAAUAUGUUCAACAAUCAAAGCAGUCAAAUAUAUAUACAAAUAUAUAUGUAAAGGUCACGAUAAAACAAGCUUUUGUCUUUCAGCAUCUACUUUUGACAAUGUCGUAGAUGAAAUCGAACAAUAUGUAUCAGCAAGAUGGAUUUCUCCACCUGAAGCUGUAUGGAGAAUUUUCAGAUUUUGCACAAGUGAAAUCAAACCUGCAAUUAUCCAUUUACAGUUACAUCUUGAAAACUAUCAACCGGUAGUCUUCAAGAAGAGAGCUAACCUUCAAAGUGUCGCAAAAAAUCCUCAUUUCAAGAAAACAAUGUUAACAGAAUUUUUUCAUAUGAAUAAGACAAAUGAAGAUGCACAAACAUUAAAUUGUACAUACUCAGAGUUUCCAGACCACUUUGUUUGGAAACCAAGCCAAAGAUAUUGGAAACUCAGAGAAAGAGGAGACUCUGUUGGACGAAUAAUGACUGCACAUCCAACAGAAGGUGAGAGAUACUACCUUAGACUCCUCCUUUCAAAAGUUCGAUGUCCCACUUCAUUCAAGGACUUGCGAACUUACAAUGGCGUUACAGUAGAUACAUUUAGGGAAGCAGCAUUAAUUCGAAAUUUAUUGCAAGAUGAUAAUAGUCAAGAAAUCUGUUUACAAGAAGCCUCACAUUUUAAGAUGCCUUAUGAAAUGAGAAGGCUUUUCGCUACACUCUUAGUUUACUCUUGCCCAAAUAAUCCAAAACAACUAUGGGAAAAAUUCAAAGUGUCCAUGUUGGAGGAUCUUGUCCGAUGCUCAACAUUAACAUUUAAAGAAAUUGAACAUAAAGCUCUACAACAAAUAGACGGUUUUCUACAAACAAUGGGAAAGAGCAUACGUUCUUACAACUUAGUCCCACCUGAUUUGUCAUAUAACAACGUAGAAGACCUGACUAGAGAAUUACGAGCAGAAAAAAGCAUUCUUGUUACAGCUCAUGAUUUGAGUGCAAUCGACAUGCUUAAUGAAAAACAAAAACAAGCAUUCAAAGUUAUUACUGAGAGAAUUUAUUCAGGAAAAAGCGGCGCUUUCUUUAUAGAUGGUCCUGGAGGAACAGGGAAAACAUUUCUCUAUAGGACUUUAUUGGCAGAUGUGAGGAGCAAAGGCUUUCUUGCACUCGCAACUGCCACUUCAGGAAUUGCAGCUUCUAUUUUACCUGGUGGUAGGACUGCACAUUCUCGAUUUAAGAUCCCAAUUGAUAUUUCUGAGGGUACAACAUGUAGAAUUAGCAAACAAACUUCUCUAGCAACAAUGAUUAGACAAGCAAAGUUAAUAAUUUGGGAUGAAGCACCAAUGUCCAAAAAAACAGCAAUUGAAGCAUUGGAUGAUUUGUUAAAAGACCUCAUGGAUUCAACUCAAAUUUUUGGGGGAAAAAUUGUUGUCCUUGGAGGAGAUUUUAGACAAACACUUCCAGUAGUUCGAAAGGGAGCAAAAAGUCAAAUGAUAAAUGCCUGUCUAAUCAAUUCUCCAAUAUGGGACAAACUUGAGAAACUAAACUUAAGUGAAAAUAUGAGAGCAAGAUUAGACCCCACAUUUACAGAGUUCCUAUUAAAGAUUGGAGAUGGGACAAUUCACACAGAAGCUAAUGAUUUAGUGAAAAUUCCACCUUCUAUCUUAGUUCCUUAUACUAAUGAAUCUGAUGCACUUCAAAAACUGAUCCAAAUGGUCUAUCCUGAAAUCACCAAUGGAUCACAAAUCUCAUCUCCUUUCUUAAACAAGGCAAUACUAACAACGAAAAAUCCAUUUGUUGAUGAGAUAAAUAAUGCUCUCAUAGAUAGAUACCCCGGAGAACCAGUUGAAUACUUGAGUUAUGAUGAGACAUUAAAUGAAAAUCAUCAGGCCGAAUAUAUCGACUUGCUGAAUACAUUGACUCCCAGUGGUUUACCGCCACACAGAUUAGUUUUGAAAUCAAAUGCACCAAUAAUUCUCUUAAGAAAUCUUGAUCCAACUGAGGGAUUAUGCAAUGGCACAAGGCUUACAAUCAAACUCCUCAGUAAAAACAUCAUUCAUGCUACCAUAUCAUUUGGUGAAUUCUCUGGAAAAGACGUAUUUAUUCAUAGAAUUCCAAUGCAACCACCAGCUGACGACCAAUAUCCAGUCCCAUACAAAAGGAUCCAAUUUCCAGUUCGCUUGUGCUUUGCAAUGACUAUUAACAAAGCACAAGGACAGACCUUAGACUUUAAUUCUUACUAUACUUCAUUCUAA
This is a messenger RNA of Coffea eugenioides, 4407 nucleotides long. RefSeq lists its product as uncharacterized. Lineage: Eukaryota; Viridiplantae; Streptophyta; Magnoliopsida; Gentianales; Rubiaceae. The transcript is spliced from 5 exons. The record is from RefSeq and is a predicted model, not a curated record. Gene Ontology annotation, molecular function: DNA helicase activity. Bases 1 to 4407 code for a protein of 1468 amino acids. Gene Ontology annotation, biological process: telomere maintenance; DNA repair.